Messenger RNA from Diachasma alloeum, 11521 nucleotides. It is a transcript of the gene LanA, whose product is annotated as laminin subunit alpha. The record is from RefSeq and is a predicted model, not a curated record. Gene Ontology annotation, biological process: regulation of cell migration; regulation of cell adhesion; cell adhesion. Bases 1 to 10956 code for a protein of 3651 amino acids. NCBI's taxonomy places the organism in Eukaryota, Metazoa, Arthropoda, Insecta, Hymenoptera, Braconidae. The transcript has 9 exons. Gene Ontology annotation, molecular function: signaling receptor binding.
AUGGGGUGGUGGCCGCUUGCGCCUCUGCUCCUCCUUUUGGUGGGUAAAAUUGGCGCAGAAAUUCUAACUCCACCGUAUUUCAAUUUGGCUGAGGGCAAGGAAAUUAUCGCUUCGGCUACUUGCGGUGUUGACACAACCGGACCCGAGUUGUAUUGUAAACUUGUCGGCGCUAAUUCGGAUCAGCACGAGGAUAUCAAUCUCAUUCAGGGACAGGUGUGCGACUUCUGCGAUCCCUCGGUUCCGGAGAAAAAUCAUCCACCAGAGCAUGCUGUUGAUGGGAUGGAGACGUGGUGGCAGUCGCCGCCACUAUCACGGGGGAUGAAAUAUAACGAAGUCAAUUUGACGAUCAAUCUGGGACAGGAAUUCCACGUUGCCUACGUCUACAUCCGAAUGGGAAAUUCCCCCCGUCCGGGCCUCUGGGUCUUGGAGAAGUCAAAAGACUACGGGAAAACCUGGCAGCCCUGGCAAUACUUCUCCGAUUCCGAGGCGGACUGCAUCACUUAUUUCGGUGUAGACAGUCACACCCCCAUAACCCGAGACGACUCCGUAAUCUGCACAACAGAGUACUCUAAAAUCGUUCCCCUAGAGGGGGGAGAAAUCCCGAUUUCUAUCUUGAAUAACAGACCCUCAGCUUCCCAUUACUUCAAUUCCACUGUUUUGCAAGAAUGGACACGAGCGACAAAUGUGAGAUUUCGUUUCCUGAGGACGAAAAAUCUGUUGGGACAUUUGAUGUCAGUGGCGAGACAAGAUCCCACUGUUACGCGGAGGUACUUCUACUCGAUCAAAGAUAUCAGCAUCGGCGGAAGAUGCAUGUGCAACGGACACGCAGACACUUGUGACAUUCGCGAUCCGAAUCAACCGAAUAAGCUGGAAUGUAUAUGCCAGCAUAAUACGUAUGGGCCGCAAUGUGCCUCAUGUCUUCCCGGAUUUCAACAGAAGAAGUGGCGGCAGUCCACUGCAUUCCAUAAAUUCGUGUGCGAACCUUGCAAUUGCUUCGGACACUCUAACGACUGUCUCUAUAAUUCCACGAUUGACGAGCAGCGCUUGUCUCUGGACAUUCACGGGCUCUACGAAGGAGGUGGUGAGUGCAAAAACUGCCAGGACAAUACGGAGGGCAUAAAUUGCAACAAAUGUAAACCGAAGUUCUACAGGCCACGUGGAAAGCCUCUGAAUGCAACCGAUGUUUGUCAACCCUGCGACUGCGACCACUUCUACUCGACCGGCAACUGCGCGGAGUCCUCCGGCAAAUGUGAAUGCCGGAAGGAGUUCACCUCCCCAGACUGCGACUCGUGCGCGUACGGCUACUUCGGCUACCCAGACUGUCGUCGAUGCGACUGUUACCUGGGUGGCACCGACGGCUACCACUGCGAAGCCAUCGACGGUUACUGCCCCUGCAAGCCGAACUACGCCGGCCACUACUGCAAGCUCUGCGCCGAGGGUUACUACAACUUCCCCGAGUGCCUCCCCUGCGCCUGCAACCCGGUCGGCUCCUCCAACGACGUCUGCAACGUCCUGACGGGCAACUGCACCUGCAAGAACAACUUCCAGGGGCGGACCUGCGACGUCUGCGAGCACGGCUACUUCAACUACCCGCAGUGCAACUUCUGCAACUGCGACACGCGCGGCACGGAGGAGGGAAUUUGCAACAAGGACGACGGAAAAUGUCUCUGCCGAGAGGGUUACGGGGGUGCGCGCUGCGACCAAUGCGUCACCGGCUACUACGGCUACCCGAGCUGCCGCCCCUGCAACUGCAGCACCGUCGGCUCCUCGUCGACGAGCUGCGACGCCUCGGGCAAGUGCUCCUGCCUCGGCAACUUCGCAGGACGGACCUGCAGCCAGUGCAGUCCCGGCUACUUCAACUACCCGGACUGCGUCAGCUGCAACUGCGACUCGCACGGCUCGAUCGGCAUCUCCUGCGACAACGACGGCAAGUGCCAGUGCCAGGAGAACUUCGACGGCGACCAGUGCAGCGCCUGCAAAGAAGGUUUCUACAACUUCCCGAGAUGCGAGGGCUGCAACUGCGACCCCGCUGGCGUCGUCAAGUCCUUCAUGGGCUGCGGCUCCCUCCCAGCCGGUGAACUCUGCCAAUGCAAGUCCCAGGUGCAGGGGAGAAUCUGCAACCAGUGCAAACCGAUGUUCUGGAACCUCCAGCAGGGCAACCCCGAGGGCUGCGAGGACUGCAACUGCAACAUUCCCGGCGUCAUAGGCGGCAUCGGCGAGUGCGACCCCAGAACGGGGCAGUGCAUCUGCAAACCCGGAGUGACGAAUCGCGCCUGUUCGCAGUGUGUCGAUGGCACGUACAAUCUCGAGGGGUCAAAUCUGUUCGGCUGUUCAGUCUGCAACUGCGACAUCGGGGGGUCGAUCAGCUCGAUCUGCGACAAGCAGUCGGGCCAGUGCGCCUGCCAGCCGCGGGUCACCGGGCUGACCUGCAAGGAGCCCCUGAAGGCCCACUACUUCCCGACGCUCCACCAGUUCCAGUAUGAGGUCGAGGACGGAAGAACCCCGAGCAACAAUGCCGUCCGGUACGGCUACGCCGAGGACAGCUUCCCCGGGUACAGCUGGAAGGGUUACGCCGUCUUCUCGGACCUCCAGGACGAGAUAAUCCAGCGGGUUCACAUUCAGAAGUCCUCGCUCUACAGGAUGGUCCUCAGGUUCGUGAACAAGAACAGCGAGGCCGUCCUCGGGGAGAUAACCAUCACCCCCGACAGCCCCUCGGAGAUCGAGCAGAAAUUCAAGGUGCAGUUCAGACCCGCUGAUUACCCGGAGUUCGUCACGGUGGCUGGGGUUCACGGGAAUCAUCCAGCGGCGAUGGUGAUGAACCCCGGGUACUGGUCGAUCAGCAUCAGGACGGGGAAGAACCUGUUCUUGGACUACUUCGUCCUCCUGCCGGCUGAGUACUACGAGGCGACUCGCCUGACCCAAGACGUCGACGUCCCCUGCGAGAUUGGGCAGACGGGGCUGUGCCGACACUACGGAUAUCCCUCCGUUGCGCAGUUCGACUCGGUGCGAGGGGCCGGAGGGUUCGUCAACGAUAACGGAGUUAGGUUAUCGCUGAACGAGUACUUCAGCGAUCUGGAUGUCCUCCAGGAGAUGGGGCAGGACGAAAUACCGAUGAUCAGUGACAGCCAGAAGGCCAUUCACUUCGAACUCCGCGUGACCAAGCCUGGGGCGCACGUACUGCUGGUGACUUACGUCACCUACAGAGACGAGGAGUCGACUUCCGUUCUCAAUAUCGAAGCCAACACCGUGGGAAAGGGCAAGGUCACCCUCCACCCGUGCAAGUACACCAGCAUCUGUCGCCAAGUGGUGACAGAUCGUCUCGGCAAAGUCGCUGCCUACAGCUUCCCGACGAACUACGUCAGCAUCGUACUGAUUGGUGAGCCGGGCUCAAACGUGGCUAUUGACUCUGUCGUGGCUAUUCCGUACGAGCAAUGGUCCCUCGACUACGUCAAGCCGAAAUCAGUCUGCGUACGGAACAACGGAAAGUGCGUUCAAGGAAUGUUCCCGGGGGCUGCUGACGCCAAGAAAGUCGAGUUCGAGACGACUAACGAAGCUCAGGAUCUAGAUCCACGUCCCACGGGGAUCUACGACAGCGCCACCAAGCUGAUAUACCUCGGGGAUAGCGAGGCGGUCGUCAAUAUUGAGACCAAAGUGCCGAGUCCAGGGGACUACGUCUUCGUGAUCCAGUACUACCAGCCAGACCAUCCUGAGUUCGAAGUGGACGUCCUCAUCCAGAACGGCAAGUUCUACGAGGCCAAAGCCCCGGUGCCUCACUGUCCGAGUAACAGUGGCUGCAGGAGCAUCAUUCGCCAGCCGGACGGCAACUCCAAGUUCAAUCUGAUCGAGAAUGUCGUCCUGACCUUCCAGAACCCGAGGAACAACAUCUGGCUGGACUACAUCCUGAUUAUCCCAGCUGAGCAGUACGACGAAAAGGUCCUCAAGAAGAUUCAGUUCGACCAGACGAAGGAAUUCCUGAAGCGCUGUGGAAACAACCACUUCUACAUCAACACGACUGAGGAAGGCUUCUGCAGGGAUUCGAUCUUCUCGUUGACGGCGGACUACAACAGCGGAGCAUUGAACUGUGGGUGCUCCCUCGAGGGAACCACGAGCUUCGAGUGCGAGAAAUUCGGGGGUCAGUGCCCCUGCAAGCCGAACAUCAUAGGCCGCCGCUGUGACAUCUGCAAGACAGGUUUCUUCGGCUACCCGAACUGCAGGCCCUGCAACUGCCCCAGUACAGCCCUUUGCGAACCGGAGACGGGCGAGUGCAUCUGUCCGUCUAGAGUCACGGGCGAGCGCUGCGAUCGCUGCGAAGAGGGCACCUACGGCUUCCACCCGAUUAUCGGAUGUGAGGAGUGCAACUGCAGGCCCCACGGGGUCCUUAACGGCGAUCUCCAGUGCGACCUCCUCAACGGCACCUGCAGGUGCAAGGAGAACGUCGUCGGCCGUCAGUGCGACAAAUGCCGACCCGGCUACUCGCAAUUCCCCUACUGCGAGAAAUGCGACUGCGAUCUCAGAGGAACAACAGCGGACGUCUGCGACCAGUUCACAGCGGAGUGCCACUGCAAGACGAAUGUCCAGGGCUCCGCCUGUGACAUUUGCGCGGAGGGCACCUUCAAUCUGCAGCCAAACAACGAGGAAGGCUGCUCGAAGUGCUUCUGCUUUGGCAAGACGACUCGCUGCGUCUCAGCUAAUCUCUACAGAAGUCACACCUUCGACAUGGUCGACUGGGACAUCGCGCUGGUUAACGACAAGACCGGCGAGGUUACGAUACUGGAGGCAAGCCCUCAGGAGUACAACGAUACCGACAUCAUCAUCAAUCUGACCCAGAAUGAAACCUUCAACAACGUGAUCUACUUCUCAGCCCCUGCAAGCUACCUCGGCAAAAGGUUGACGUCCUACGGAGGAUUGCUGAACUACACGGUCCACUACAGCACCGGACCCUUCGGCAAAGCUGUCGCCGGUCCAGACGUCGUCCUCGUCGGGGCGGAGUCGGUCGUGUUCUACUACGGCGACGAGCAGCCCCCGUCGUUCACGAAUUUCCACGCGUCGGUGGAGCUGAUCGAGACGAAUUUCUUCACGACGAAGAGUCAGCAGGUCUCCCGGGAGCAGUUGUUGGUUCUCCUGGAGAACCUCAAGGGGAUAUACAUCAGGGGGACCUACUGGGAGGCGAGCAUCAAAGCCUCUCUGUCGGACGUGACUCUAGACACGAUCACCGACAGCUACAGUAAACACAGCGUUCUAGCCAAUAGCGUUGAACAAUGCCAGUGCCCCCCGAACUACCAGGGCCUCUCCUGCGAGGAGUGCGCCCCAGGAUACUACCGCGUGGAGUCCGGGCCGUACGGGGGCUCCUGCGUCAAGUGCCAGUGCAACGGCCACGCCGAGAUCUGUGACGUGAAGACUGGAGUCUGUCAUGACUGCAAGAACGGCACCACUGGCGAUCACUGUGAGCUCUGCGAGGAGGGCUACUACGGCAAUGCCACGAUGGGAACCCCCUCGGACUGCCUCAUCUGCGCUUGCCCCCUUCCGAUCCCCUCCAACAACUUCGCUACCAGCUGCGAGGUCAACGAGGCCGGCAACAAGAUCAGCUGUAGCUGCUUCCCAGGGUACUACGGGGCCCGCUGCGAGUCCUGCGCUGCCGGAUUCUACGGGGAUCCGAACAUCGAGGGGGACUUCUGCAAACCCUGCGAGUGCUCCGGGAACAUAGACACCAACGAGGUUGGCUCGUGCGACUCGAUCACCGGGGAGUGCCUCCACUGUCUGAACAACACGUACGGCGAGGCUUGUAAUCUCUGCGCUCCUGGGUUCUACGGAGACGCUGUGGAACGGAAGAACUGCCAGAGCUGCAGCUGCACGCAGUGUGGAAUGGACAAGUGCGACAGCUACACCGGACGUUGUCAAUGCAAGCCGAACGUCAUCGGAGAUUCCUGCGACAGGUGUGCUGUGGAUCAUUACGGAUUUGACUCCUGCAACGGAUGCCAGGCCUGCAACUGCGGGCUCGCUUCGGAGGUGAGCCAGUGCGACGAGGCCACCGGACAAUGCAAGUGUAAACCCGGAGUCACUGGGAGGCAGUGCGACAGGUGCAUCGCCGGGUACUGGAAUUAUGGGGCUGAGGGGUGCAGCUCCUGCGGGUGUAACACCGGGUACUCCAUCGGGGCAUCGUGUGACACCGCCACUGGCCAGUGCUCUUGCCUGCCGGGGGUCAUCGGGGAGAAGUGCGAUCACUGCCCCUUCAGGUGGGUCCUCAAGGAGGGGGACGGCUGUUACCAGUGCGACUCUUGUAUCCAUGACCUGCUCGACGUCACCGACGAACUGCAGUCGAUUCUGGCGCCCGUUGCUCAAGAGUUUAACACCGUCGCGGAGAGCUACUACACGAACCAGCGGUUGAAGUUCGUCAAUGAUACCGUCAAUGAACUCUACCCGAAGGUGCGUCUCCUAGACCCCGGCAGGAUCAACUUGACUCCGGUGCAGCAGGAGAUCGCGCGUCUCGAUCAGGACGUGUCGAAUCAGAAGCGGACAGUGGAGUACGCGGCCGAGACCAGCAAGCAUUGGAAGGAUGGGGCUGAGAACACCCUGAACGACAUGAACGCCUUGGAGUCCGACGUCAAGAAGGAGAUCCGCUUGGUUAAUAAAAUCAUAUCGGAAGUUCAAGCCCUCGCCACGAACAUUGCCUCGGGGGAUGGGGCGAAGAUAGACAGUGCGUUGAAGGAAGCUCAGGAAAUCUUGGCCAGAAUCCAGGGCGUCUCGUUCAUCGACUUCCGGGACAAGGCGACUGAUCAAUCCAUCAACGCGAAUGUCCUGGUGUCCGAGAUGAUGGAGUACAACAUGCCAGUGAGUGAUUUGAGCUCGUCGACGGCAUCACUGGGUGUUAAACUACGGAGUUUCGGAAACAAGCUUGACGACUUCAUCGACAACGCGGAUAAAGCGGAUGAGUUUGCGCGUUUAGCGAGGACAUUUAUCGACGAGAGUAAGAGGGUCACUGAACUGGGGAACUUCGAUAUGAUUAGAAACUCUACAGCGGAGACUGAGGACGAUGUCUCGGCUGGAGACAGACUGAAUCGAAAUGCGACUGAGAUCCUGGCUGACGCUGUUGUGACGUUUGAAUCUCUGGAUGACCUGGCGAGAAGACAGGACGAGGCUUUCUCGAGGCUCACUGAGACCCUCGACCACAACGACGAUGGCCUCUACGACAUUCUGGACACCGUGCAGAGGGCGACGGAUCACGCUGAGGACCUCCACAGGCUAUCCCUGGAGUUGGACGACGUUCUCACUGGGACCAGGAACACCAGCGCGGUGAGAGCAGUGUCUGCCUACAGGGACAUCGAGACAGCUAUUCAGGUGGCGAAGGAGGCUGCCAACGAGGCCGUCGAAGCGGCCAACAACGCGACCAAUCUGUCAACUGGAAUCGGCGCCAGAUCCAGGGACGCUUAUGACAAGUCCCGCGAGCUCAAUCUAUCUGCGGAGGAGGCUUUAGCCAAGACGGAGGGAAAACUCGAGGAGGACCUCGAUCAAGCGAAGCAAGACGCCAACGUAUUGUCCCGGACCAACCGAAGAAACGAGGAGACUCUCGACAGAAUCAACUCAACCCUGAGCAAUCUCCAGGUGCCCACGGAUUCUCUGAUUGAAGAUGCCACGCGAGAAGCUGAGGGGAUCGAGGAUCUGAUCCAACGGGUUCAAGACCACAUGAAGGACGUGGUGGGACGGGUGCCAGACGACCUCCAGAAAACUAAGAACUUAUCCAAAGACACGUCGGACUCGAUUCGCGACAUCUCCCAGGCGAAGAAGCAGUUGGAUUCUGUCAGCAAGGUCGUCCCCGACAUGUCCGAUCUCCUGAACAGACUCGGAGAGAAGCAGAGAGCGAUGGACAAAGCUGGGAGUGACUUGAAGGGGAAGAUUGAAGCUCUCAAAAUGAAGAUAGCUAACGCCAGAGAGUUGGCUGAUAGAUUCAAGACAGGAUUAACUUUCUACAGGAACACGACAUUGGAGCUGAAGAACCCGGAGAGCCUUCCCCUCCUGGCAACCUCCACAAAGCUUUCGGUGUACUUCAAGACGAAUAAGACGAAUGGAUUCCUGCUGUACCUCGGAAACGAGGCUCGUCCCACCACACCCCGUCAGAAGACUCACGACUUCCUCGCUCUGAUGAUCGAGUCUGGGUACCCUGUCCUGGUGAUCGACCUCGGUUCAGGCCCCGUCAAGAUAGUGAACAACAAAUUCGUCUCGGACAACGUCUGGCGGCAGAUAAUCGUCGACAGAACCGGGAAGAACGUCAAGCUGAUCGUGAGAGAAGACGUCGGGGGUAUCGAGAAGUACCAGGAAUUCGUCGAGGAGCAGGUGCUCAACGGCACCUACUCGAUCUUCGAUCUGGACCAGAAGACCUCGAAACUCUUCGUCGGGGGUUACGACUCGUCCUUCCAAAUGCAAGACGCGGUGACAGCCUCCUCCUUCGAGGGUGAAAUGGAGGAUCUCGUCGUUGGAGACGUGCCCGUCUCCUUCUGGAACUUCAAGAAAGGCGAGAACAACCGGCAGGUCGCGAUGGAGCGGGACAAACUCGUGGACUUCACCCCCGCGACUGGAUAUCGUUUUGACAGGAACGGCUACGCGAUCAUCGGAAUGAAGAACUCGAACAUCCGUUACGACUCGCAGAAGUCCGGGAUCAAGAUGCAGUUCAAGACCCUGAGCGAGGAUGGACUGAUGUUCCUCAUGGGCAAAGGAAAGCACUUCUUCGCGUUGGAGAUGAAGAAUGGCCGGAUCCUCUACCAAUUUAACCUGGGCGACGGUACGGUAUCGCUGAUGUCCCCCAAUAAGUACAACGACGGCCAGUGGCACGUGGUGGAGGCCAGGAGACUGGGUGGCGCUGGAGCCCUGGAUGUCGACGGUGUUCAUGCCGGUCAGAACGCGAGUGAAGGUGACAUGAAGGUCCUGGCAUCCACGGACCACGUGUACGUGGGAGGCUACCCCCCUCACAUCCGCCAUCAGCACAGAUCUGUCUCAAACGUCGGCUUCGAGGGCUGCAUCGACCAACUUUCCAUCCUGGAUACCCCAGUGGAUCUGACCAAGAACCUGCAGGCGUUCGGUGUGAUGCCCGGUUGUCCCACAAGGUUCGCAAGCCUAGUCUCCUUCGAGGAGGACGCGCCCGGGUACGUGCGGUGGUCCAACCUCUCAGCGGACGCCGCCCUCCAGAUAAACCUCAAAUUCAAAACCCUCGCGAGGGACGCCAUCAUCUUCUACGCGACGAACCCAGAGCAGACGACAAGCAGCGUCCUGAGACUGACAGACGGAGUGUUGACGUUCAGAAGUCACGGCGACGAGAUCCGAAGUAGUCAAGCUGGCAACAAGUUCAACGACAACGAGUGGCACGUGGUGACGGCCACCCACGACCCCGAGGCCCUUCGACUGGACAUCGAUGACGCCGAGAAUUACCAGUCUACGCAGUACCCGCCGCCCCUCAACAUCAAAUACGGCAAUCUAUAUAUCGGGGGGAUUCCCAACGCUGAGAGGGACUCGUUCAUUGGCUGCAUAGGUGACGCCACCGUCAACGGCGGGAUUAUAAACUUCGCUAACACGAAGGAGCGGCCGAAUGCGCUGUUGGACAAGUGUCUCGGGGGUGAGGGCUCGUCGGCGACGGUCACAGAACGACAGCCGGCUGUCUGGCCACCACCUCUGAUUACCGAUGUAGACGCUAUUACCAUGGCCAAUACCGAGGCGAAUAUUGUUCACGUGGAGAUCGAUCACACUGUGGAGCCCGAGAGGGAGGGCGAGGGCCGAGUGACGAUUCCCCCACCCACCGAGGAAGACCUGGAGGUCAUACCCACGAGACCUCCGGAGUCUGAUCAGUGCAGGCUCCCGUACGUACCGGAGAGCGAUCCUGACAGCGAGAAUGCCUUGAGGUUCGGCACAGCCAAGAACAGCAGGCUUGAGUACAGGUCCCUCAGCGGAACCUACAGGGAUGCCUACGACUUCCAGAUCGACCUCAAGACCAUGGCUGACGAGGGCAUCGUCUUCUACGCCUCGGAGCUGACGAGGAAGAGUUUCAUCGCCGUUUACGUUAUGAAUGGGAGGGUUCAUCACACUUUUGAUUGCAGCACCGGCCCCGCGCUGCUACAGAGCGAUGUCAAGAUCAAUGACAAUCAGUGGCACACGAUUGUCUUCAAGAGGAGAAAUAACUUUGGGGAGCUGAUUGUUGACGAUCAGCCCCCUGUUGCUGGGUACUCCCACGGGGAGGUCCAGACUUUGCAUGUUCAUCCGCCGUUUUAUGUGGGAGGGGUGCUUCCCGAACUGGCGGCUAGUGUUCACGAACAGAUUGGAAUCAAUAAGACAUUCAGUGGGUGCCUGGGCAACUUUAUGAUGAAUGGACAGUCACUGGGAGAUCCUGAGGAGAGGGUUGGGGUCAUUCGGUGCUCCAAACGCGUGGAGCCGGGAUUGUUCUUCUAUCCUGGCAAUGGCAGCAAUUUAUUCAGAGCACUGGAUAAGUUCACUGUUGGGAGGACAAUUGAUAUCCAGAUGGACAUAAAACCGAGGACCACAAGUGGUCAUUUAUUAUCAAUCCAUGGUAAACGCGAUUUUAUUCUCCUGGAAAUGGUGAAUGGCACCAUCAAGUUCCUGGUGAAAACUGGAAAGGGAAGUAUCGAGACUUCGUUCGAUCCGACGACUCCACAUUCUCUGUGCGACGGUCAUUGGCAUAACAUCAGAGCCGUGAAGCAGAGGAAUGCGGUGCUCCUCUCGGUGGACCACGCAGCAGCUCCGCCUGGCAUAGGGGCGAAGAACACAGCGGGGGUGCUGUCGAAACACCCCAUAUUCAUCGGAGGCCAUCCACUUCUGGGCAAACGACUGCGUGGCAGCACCUCGCAUGCCCAGUACGUUGGUUGCAUCAGAAAUAUCAUUAUAAAUAAUCAGGAUAUUCCACUCAAUCCAGAGCGGACUUAUGGGCACGUUAUCACUGGUGUUUGUCCCACCAUUUAAAAUUCUAUUUUAUACUGCAGAGAGGAAUAAAAAUUACUAUCCUAGCCAUUUUUAUUCUUACUAUUGUACUGUGGGAAAUAAUCUUAUUUCACACUGUCAGAACUGUUUCUUCAAAAAUUAACUCCUCACGACAACAAAAACAACGACGUGUCAUUUUUUGUAAUUAAUUUCACGAUGAUAAACACUCAGUGUAAUUUACCGUUUAAUUUUUAAUAGUUGUUUGAUUGAAAAAAUCAAUAAAUGUUCGUAUAUGUGUAGAAUUUUUUCUUUGCUAUUUUUUCUGUAGAAAAUUUCUAGGCAUGAAAGUGGAAAAUUUAUAUCUAUGAAUUUUCAUAGAACAAAUGUGAAGAGAAUAACUCAUGUGAUAAAUCAAUCCACAUUUUUCAUCAAAUAGUAGUUUUGUAAUCAAUUUUUAUGUGCGUUAUCAAUAGUUGUGAAGAGCUACUUCUUGAAGGUGAAUUGGAAUAAAUUAUGUAAGAAGAACUGUAUAAAAUUUUUAAACACAAAACAAAUGGAAAACUUUUUCAAGAAUAAAUCAUGAAAUCACUCGAUUUCAACUCAUUCA